AAUUUCCUUUUUCCUGUUUAAUAAAGAGCUCAGCUUCUGUGUUUGUGGUGUUGGUUGUACCGUGACAGGUUGUUAGUUUCUAUCCACUUUUCACCCCAGAGCGAGAAGUAGCAGAAACGCUGAGAUGACAGCUUACAGCUUCAACAUCUUCAUCAUCUUCGUAAUUCAUCUGAGCUUCAUCUUCCACCGAAGCCAUGGUGGUCAUUUUGAGGUGAUUCAGCCACAGAAUCGGACUGUAAACCAAAAUGGGUCAGCGUCUAUCAGCUGUGAACACACCGCAGACGUGACAAACUCUGUCAAAGACGUUCGACUCAACGGCAUAUCCCUAACAGACAAACCUAGGUUGCUCUGCCAGAUGGAAAAGAAGGACUGUAAGAACAUUACCAUGCAUCAAGAGAGUCUCCAAAAGUGGCUUUUCAUCAUACUCAACAUCGGGCCAGAGGCCAUGAAGAUGACAUACCAGUGUGAGUUCACAGUGAAAAUAGGUGAUAUAGAUCACGACGUGAAAGGAAAACCAACCAUACUACUGCCAGGUCAAAAGGAAACGAUCUGCGCACCACAACCUCCUCCUCCUCCUCCUCCUCCUCAGUCUCAUCAGCUCAGGUGGAUUCUGAUUGGGCUGCUGGCUCUGAUGUUGCUGUACAGCUGUGUCAUCACCUUCUUCUACAUCAUACUGAGGUGCCGCAACAAAGAUCCGGAGAACUCCAUCUAUGUAGAAAUGAGAAAAGCUCCUCCGUCAAGAAAUCCACAUUUGGACACUUAUUGUGGGUAGCUGACUCAUUUUUCUUCACCACUGGCUACAUGCUGAAUGUAAUAAGAGGGAAAACAUUGUUAUUAUCAUGCUGCUGGUAUCAUAGUCUCAAGCUUUUGCAUAUAUAUAUAUAUUUAUCUAAAUGAGUUGAACAUUCCUGUACUACUGAAGAUAAACAGCAGGGUGAGACAAAGACAGUCUAAAGUGACCAUACUGUCUGCUACUGUACAUCUGCUCAUCUCUGCUUUUACAGUUGUAUGCAAUGGGGCACUAUGAUAUUAUGCAUUAUAUGGUAUAUAUAUGGAGGUUAUUAUUAAUUUAAUAACCUUUUUCAAUCAGUGCUUCCAACUUCCAAGUAAAUAGAAGCUUUAUAAUGCAAAGAUUUCAUGUAUUUCCCCACAAAUUAAUCCAUGAGAGGACAAAAAGACAGGGACAGGAACAGAAAAUUAACUGAAAACUGCUCUUUAACAUAAAGGACAAUCGUCUUCAAUGCCCCAUCACCCCAAACAAACCCUUUUU
Sebastes umbrosus (honeycomb rockfish) is the source of this 1270-nucleotide messenger RNA. RefSeq lists its product as uncharacterized. NCBI's taxonomy places the organism in Eukaryota, Metazoa, Chordata, Actinopteri, Perciformes, Sebastidae. Bases 125 to 772 code for a protein of 215 amino acids. The record is from RefSeq and is a predicted model, not a curated record. The transcript is spliced from 5 exons.